AUUCUACUCUCUGGGUAAACAGAGCAGCAGGGAGUCCCUGUGUCAGGGCAAUAAAGGACAAGGCGAUACAGAACCCCAAUUACACAGCCAGAGUUAGGUCAAUGAAGUAAAUUUGCACAGGUUCUUUAGUUUACAUUGUAUAUUCCAGAUACGAAACGUAGCUGCAGAAAAGUGGUUACAGAAGCUGUUAGUACUGACAGCACUGCAAUCCAAAGGUUUGUCUCCAUCAUAGAAGUUAAGAUCGCAACCCCAGCGAGGGACCUUGGCACCUGAGCAAAACUUCGCUGGUGUAUCAAGGUGAUGGAACCCUGAGCAGUGCAAAUAAUGUGGCACCUCACCUGCCACAGACGUCAUGGCCCAGAAAGGGAAACCAGUUGAUAAUCCCAGACACAUUUCCUCACCUUUGUUAAUAAUCACCAGAGGAUUUAUCGGCAGCAGAUAAGGAGUUUGUGGCUUCUGAAAGAUGAGAGUUCCAGGAAGCAAUCAUUUCAGAAGGCUUUUAAGUAAUUUAUCUGCUUGCUAGCAUACUGUGGUGCUGGAUAGAUGUGAUUAGAGGUUCUACCUGUUCUUACCUGUAUCUUGGGAGUUUUCUCUGUGCCCACUAACAUCUUCUCAAAAUUGUUGCUUUAAAGAUUAAAGACUCAGAACCAGUGAAGGUGGUGAAUGUCCUGUGUGAGUGUCUGGAGGCGGUUGAAGGAUGGAUGGCAGCUAACAGAUUGAGGUUGAAUCCUGUCAAGACUGUUUUGGGGGGACGGGGUGAGCAGGUGUGGAGGAAUCCCUGGUCCUGAAUGGGGUAAUUGUGCCCCUGAAGGACCAGGUGCGUAGCCUGGGAGUCAUUUUGGACUCACAGCUGUCCAUGGAGGCGCAGGUCAAUUCUGUGUCCAGGGCCGCUGUCUAACCAGCUCCAUCUGGUACACAGGUCAAGACCCUACCUGCUUGCAGACUGUCUCACCAGAGUGAUGCAUGCUCUAGCUAUCUCCCACUUGGACUACUGCAAUGCACAUUUUCUCUGGGGUUGUUCCCACAUCCCACCCCUAUGCUUUGCCAUUUUCUCCUGCCUUAAGCCCCUCUUCACUCUGGGGCCAUGAAAAGCCCUUCCCAAUGCAAACUCCUGCUUUGCUUUACAUCAUGGCAAAUUGUGUUUCCUUUCCUCAGGCACCUGUUUCCACCAAAGGGAGCCUGCAAUCCCCUUUUGCUAAGCCCUUCCUCCCCAACUGGAGGAAACCUCCCUGGGGCACUAGGUGAGCCGGCCAAUCAGAGAGGCACAAAGGGCAGGGCCAGACUGGCUAAGUGACAAAAACUGAGGCACAUAGCUGCCUGACACUCUGGAUCAGGCAGUCAAUGAGCUGAGAUCUCUUGAGUGAUCAACACCUGCUUGACCUCGGCACCAGCAGCAGAUCCACCCAGCCCCGAGAAGCAGGGAGAGCAACAGGAAGCAAAGGAGUUGCCAGGGGUUAGCAGUUAUCCUCCUUGUACCCAGGGCAGAUUGCCAUUCCUUUUAGGCUAAGAUGCAAGCAGCUGGUUCCAGCGCAGGCACAGUUCAUGAGUUCUAGUUACUGUCACAAGAACUACGUGGCAACAAAACCACCUCCUCUGCUGCAUCUUGCUACCUACCACGCUUGGGUUCUUCAUGGCUCCCACCUACAGCCCCCAGGGCAGCUGGACUCCUCUGGCCACACUGGCCCUACUAUGGACUUCUUUGGCCUGGAUCGAGGGAAAGCCUGCGUGUCCUUCCUGUAAGGUGCCGCCUCUGGAGCCCAGCGCUGAGAAAGCCUUUCUUGUCGAAUUAGCCAAGCAGCAGAUCCUGCAGAAACUAAACUUGAGCGAGAGGCCCAACAUCACCCACCCUGUGCCACGUGGGGCAGUGGCCAACGCCCUGCGCCGCCUGCACCUGGGCAAAGCCCGGAUGGACAGACUUGGGCACCUCUCCGGCUGGCAGAACCCCGAGCCUGACGAACAGGGGUACGAGAUCAUUAGUUUUGCAGAGACAGAGCCCUCCGGGGUCCUACAGUUCCAGCUGACACAUCCGAAAGGCCAAGACAUGCACAUCCUCCAGGCUGAGCUGUGGCUGUACCUCAAGGCUCACCAAAACAUCACCCUGCAGGUCUACCUGGCAGGGCAGCAGCGAGUGGCCCUUGGGGAGCGGCAGCAGCUGGAGAGCAAAGGCAGCAGCUGGCACACCUUCUCCCUCAUGCCAGAUCUGCAGAGCUUCCUUGAGCGUGAGGAGACGGCGCUGCGCCUGGAGCUGCAGUGUGAAGGCUGCCACCCCACCAUCGACUCUUUGCUGACUGCUACUGGCAGCUCCCAGCAGCCCUUCUUGAUGGUCAAGGCCAAGAUACGGGAGCCUGGCCACCGGGUAGCAAAGCGCAGCCUGAGCUGUGACCAGAACUCUGACCUGUGCUGCAGAAAAGACUAUUACGUAGACUUUCGGGACAUUGGUUGGAAUGACUGGAUCUUUAAGCCAGAAGGUUAUCAGAUAAACUAUUGCAUGGGUGAGUGCCCCAUGCACCUGGCUGGCUCACCUGGCGUAGCAGCCUCCUUCCACACAACUGUCUUCAACUUGGUCAAAGCCAACAACAUCCAGACUGCUGGCCGGUCUUGCUGCGUCCCCACACAGCGACGGCCCCUUUCUCUGCUCUACUUUGAUCCCAAUAGCAACCUCAUAAAGACAGACAUUCCUGACAUGGUUGUUGAUGCCUGCGGUUGCAGCUAAGAGCAGGAUUCUAGCCACAGGGAAAGCUGAGAGGGGCAGAACAGAAGAUGUAAGACUUUCCCCACUACUCCUAUUCAUGGGUGUAGCCAGGAUUUUUGUUAGGGGGGCAGGACUUUGUUAGGGGGGCAGAACUGGCAUGAUUGGUCAGUUAGUUAAGUAUUUCUAUUGUUUUACUUGAUCUAGGGGGGGGGAAGCUGCCCCCUGCCCACCCAUGUCCCCCAGUCCAUGCUCCUAUUAGACACCCAUGUGACAGUCAUGAUGCUCUCUUCUAAGCUGGGUAGGAUGGUGUGUUGGACUCUCUUCAUAGAGCAACCUUGGUUUCUGCAGAGAAGAGCAAGUUGCAGGAGGCCUUAACCAAUCCUGCCUUCCUCAGGACAAAAGCAUUCACAGUAAAGCACAUAAAUAGUGCUAGGCAGGGCUACCAACAGGAUCAUUUGGACUUUGGACACUAUUGUAUUCAGGUUCCACUCUGGAAGUGG
Molecule: messenger RNA, 3192 nt
Organism: Podarcis raffonei (Aeolian wall lizard)
Lineage: Eukaryota; Metazoa; Chordata; Lepidosauria; Squamata; Lacertidae
Gene: INHBE
Product: inhibin subunit beta E
Exons: 2
Coding region: 1631-2713 (360 amino acids)
Biological process (GO): BMP signaling pathway; SMAD protein signal transduction
Cellular component (GO): extracellular region
Molecular function (GO): cytokine activity; hormone activity; growth factor activity
Source: RefSeq, a predicted model, not a curated record